UAAUUUUCAGAAUCAAAGCGGCAGCCUUUUCUCUCUGCUCUACAGUUUCGUCGAACUCUCUUCGCCUCUCUCUCCGGCUGUGUUUUGCGGGUGAAGCAAUGGAAGACAACCUGAUAGCAAGCGCGCACUCUUCUGCGUUCAGAGAGUCAGAGGAUUUGGAGGGCCAAUCCAGCGAAAUCGAAGGGUACGAUUUCAAUCAGGGCAUAGAUUACCCUCGCCUCCUCAGCUCCAUGCUUUCCACUGGCUUCCAAGCCUCCAAUCUCGGAGACGCCAUUCAAGUCGUCAACCAAAUGCUAGAUUGGAGCCUAGCAGACGAGGGUGUAGUUGAAGAUUGCGGUGAGGACGAGAGGGAUUUGAAGUACAGAAAGUCGGUGAAAUGCAAGGUGUUUCUGGGUUUUACUUCGAAUUUGGUUUCGUCUGGGAUUAGAGACACGAUUCGGUACUUGGUGGAGCACCGUAUGGUGGAUGUGGUGGUCACAACUGCUGGUGGCAUAGAGGAAGAUCUUAUAAAAUGCCUUGCGCCCACUUAUAGAGGCGAUUUCUCGUUGGCUGGAGCUCAUUUGCGGUCGAAAGGCUUGAAUCGAAUCGGUAAUUUGCUUGUUCCUAAUGGUAACUACUGCAAGUUUGAGGAUUGGAUCAUACCGAUUUUCGACCAGAUGUUGAAGGAACAAACUGACCAGCACAUAUUGUGGACACCGUCUAAAUUGAUUGCACGCUUGGGGAAGGAAAUAAAUGAUCGACGUUCAUAUCUUUAUUGGGCAUACAAGAACGAUAUCCCAGUUUUCUGUCCAGGCUUAACAGAUGGCUCACUGGGAGACAUGUUGUACUUUCAUUCUUUCCGUAGUCCAGGUCUGAUCGUUGAUGUAGUGCAAGAUAUUAGGGCCAUGAAUGGCGAAGCUGUCCAUGCAAAUCCAAGGAAGACUGGAAUGAUCAUUCUCGGAGGGGGCCUGCCCAAACAUCACAUUUGCAAUGCCAACAUGAUGCGUAAUGGUGCGGAUUAUGCUGUCUUCAUCAAUACUGCACAAGAGUUUGAUGGGAGUGAUUCUGGAGCUCGUCCGGAUGAGGCCGUAUCAUGGGGGAAAAUACGGGGUUCUGCUAAAACUGUUAAGGUACAUUGCGAUGCAACAAUUGCUUUCCCUCUGCUGGUUGCUGAAACAUUUGCCAAGAAAGCUGUCGAGACAAUGACUUAAUAUAGUUUCAUUGUGAAGAUUGAUUUAUGAUAAAGAGUUUCAAGUAGUCGUGAUGAAGCUGAUAACUGCUGGGUGGGGCUCAGCAAACAUGAUAAUUACCACAUCGUAUUUAAGGGUUUGCAAGAUCCUAUGUAGGAUUAGGAAUACAGAAAUUCACAUUUUUCCCCUUGUGUUAGAUUUUUUUACUUUUUUGUUUUGGUCUAUCGUAGGGGUUAACAUGACAUACUAGGGGAAUUUACUUGGUAUUUCUGAUCAUUUUAUUCAAAUUCAAGUUUGAACUCCUA
Messenger RNA from Prunus persica (peach), 1474 nucleotides. Its product is annotated as deoxyhypusine synthase. Gene Ontology annotation, cellular component: cytoplasm. The transcript has 7 exons. Gene Ontology annotation, biological process: peptidyl-hypusine biosynthetic process. Gene Ontology annotation, molecular function: deoxyhypusine synthase activity. The coding region runs from base 99 to 1190 and encodes 363 amino acids. Lineage: Eukaryota; Viridiplantae; Streptophyta; Magnoliopsida; Rosales; Rosaceae. The record is from RefSeq and is a predicted model, not a curated record.